AUGGCGCUGCAGACUCCGCUGCCUCCCAACUUGCGGAGGGGGCUGACAACUUUCAGCGGGUCCCUCUUCAUCAACAACAAGACUGGCGACUGUGGCCUGGCACACAGCUACCACCCAGACCACACGGUGCUUUCCAGCCUGCCGUUACAGAUGAUGCUGUACUUCAAUGCCUUCUUCUUCCCCUUCUGGUGCCUGUCGGAGGGGGUCAUGCUGGAACUGAAGUAUAGCCUACUGCCCACUUACUACCAGUUCUUGCUGGUCAGUGCGUACCUGAUGAUCAUCUCAGCCGAAGGCCUGCGGCUCUACCUGGGGUUUAUCGGCAAUCUGCAGGAGAAGGUCCCGGAACUGGCUGGCUUUGUCCUUCUCUCCUUCCUGAUUGAGACGCCCGUCCUGCUGUUCAUCCUGACCGACGAGCACAUCAUCCGCCUGCCGCUGGAGAUGGCCGUCCACCUGGUCCUCCUCCUCUUCCUUGCCUCUGAGAUCACGGCGGCUGUCUUUGCUCUCAAGGGGAUGACCAGGCAGCUAGCCAGGCAGUUCUACCUGAAGCAAUUUGAGGAGGGGCCCGGCGGGCUGGGUCCGGGUGCGAGGGGCAGCCAGCAGGGGGCUCGGCUGUCCGUCAGCAUUGACUCCGCCCUGCUUUCUGCACAGGGGCGCUAA
Molecule: messenger RNA, 657 nt
Organism: Zootoca vivipara (common lizard)
Lineage: Eukaryota; Metazoa; Chordata; Lepidosauria; Squamata; Lacertidae
Product: transmembrane protein 17B-like
Biological process (GO): non-motile cilium assembly
Cellular component (GO): ciliary transition zone
Source: RefSeq, a predicted model, not a curated record